Zygosaccharomyces rouxii is the source of this 1269-nucleotide messenger RNA. It is a transcript of the gene RAM1, whose product is annotated as protein farnesyltransferase. The record is from RefSeq and is a predicted model, not a curated record. Gene Ontology annotation, molecular function: protein farnesyltransferase activity. Gene Ontology annotation, biological process: protein farnesylation. Gene Ontology annotation, cellular component: protein farnesyltransferase complex. Bases 1 to 1269 code for a protein of 422 amino acids. Lineage: Eukaryota; Fungi; Ascomycota; Saccharomycetes; Saccharomycetales; Saccharomycetaceae. The transcript has a single exon.
AUGACAAGCCAAGAUAACGGUUCUAAGAACCCUGCUGCCAAGUUAUUGGGUAGAAAACGGUCACCUAUUGAGAGAGUUGUCCCCUCUGAGGAGGAAUCAUCAUCAGAAUCAGAACAAUCCAUUGUAGCUAUGGUCAAAGAAAUGGAAACUGAGACUACAGAGGCCCGUGAUAAGCUGAUUCAUGAAUGUAGAAUACUGUUAGAAAGAGAUGAUUUGAACACAUUAGAUAAGGAGUUCCAUAAAAAGUUUUUGGAUUCUCCAUUCUCCCACCAAUUGCCGCCAGGAAUGGUUGCACUGGAUGCAUCAGCACCUUGGCUACUUUAUUGGGUAGCUAAUGGUCUUCGAGUUAUGAAUCCGAGUUGGUUAGAGAGAGAGACUCAACGUCGUAUCCAGGAGAAGGUGUUUAGAAUUAAUCCUCAUGGGGGACCCUUUGGUGGUGGUAUGGGACAACUGCCGCAUCUUGCUGGUACUUAUGCCAUUGUUAAUGCAUUAGCGAUCUGUGAUAAUACCGAUGGUUGUUGGGAUAAAAUAAACAGGAGUUCCAUUUAUAAUUGGUUAUUGACACUGAAGAGAGAAGACGGCGGAUUUCAAACCUGCUUUAGGGUCGGAGAAUACGAUACCAGAGGUGUAUACUGUGCCAUAAGUGUAGCCUCUACACUUGGUUUACUAACACAAGAGCUGUGUGAGAAUGUAGUAGAAUUUUUGGUUCAUUGUCAAAAUUACGAAGGUGGAUUCGGUGGUGUACCUCAUGAAGAUGAAGCACACGGUGGAUACACUUUCUGUGCAGUAGCUAGUUUAGCUAUUUUGGGAGCUUUAGAUACGAUCAAUGUGGAAAAAUUGGCAGAUUGGUGUAGUCAAAGACAAUAUAAUGAUGAGAAAGGUCUUUCAGGUCGGAGUAACAAAUUGGUAGAUGUCUGCUACAGUUUCUGGGUCGCUGGGACCGCAGCUAUUCUAGAAGCUUAUGGCCAUGGUAAUUGUAUCGAUAAAGCUGGACUCAAGGAGUAUAUUUUAAAAUGUUGCCAAAUGACUACUCGUCCAGGCAUCAGAGAUAAACCCGGAACUAAGCCAGAUUUCUAUCAUACGAAUUACGGACUACUGGGUGUUGCCAUUACUGAAAACACUUUCCAAUUGGAUCCAAGUGUACCCAACGCCUUAAAGAUCAACUCUUCUGCCAUAAACCCUGAUGAUAAUUCAGGACUGGAGUCUAUAAACCCCGUUUACGGCCUACCCAGUAGGGAUUUAGAAACAUUCUACAAGCAUUUCAAAUAA